Colletotrichum gloeosporioides is the source of this 522-nucleotide messenger RNA. RefSeq lists its product as uncharacterized. NCBI's taxonomy places the organism in Eukaryota, Fungi, Ascomycota, Sordariomycetes, Glomerellales, Glomerellaceae. The record is from RefSeq and is a predicted model, not a curated record. Bases 1 to 522 code for a protein of 173 amino acids. The transcript is spliced from 2 exons.
AUGCUGCCCACCAACAUCUUCAAUUUGGCCACCGCUGGCUUGCUUUCCUCGUUCGUGCCCUUGACCAACGCGGUUCCCACCCACAAAGAUGGCGGCCCCCUAGUACCCAACGCCGAGCUGCUGUUCCAGCUCAAGAUGACGCUGGGGCAGUCCGUCAACUUUGGCGUUGGCCCACGAGGCAACAGGUUUUCUGACCCGAUCACUGGAGGGAAUUUCGAAGGGCCGAAGCUCAACGGUGUCGUGCUUCCCGUCGGUGCCGACUGGGGCCUCCUCGAUGGCCGAGGCCAAUUCGAGGCAAUCACGCUGUUUCAAUUCCAAACCAACGACGGCGCCAAUAUUUUCGUCCGCGCUGAGGGACCUGCACCGAACGGCAAGGGCAUCUUGUAUCUGACGCUUGAGACCGGUGUCGAUGCGUACUACUGGGUCAAUCAACUGAUGAUUGUCGGAGUCACCAAUGUCGAGAGAGACCAAGGGUUUGUGACUAUCGACGCUUGGGUGUUGUCGCGUGCCGACGCGGACUAG